AUGGAGAUCUAUCACGACCACCAGGUCGAAGAGAUCCUGAUACGCUUUCAGAAUCUGCGUUCAAAAUCGGGUCGACGCGCUGUAUACCUCAAUGUACUGAAUGAGCUGCGCGUCGAUGAAAGACGCGAAUUGAAGAACCAUAUCGACAAAAGUAGCUUUCAUCGGGAUAUUCUGGGCUCACUGCCUUUAGAACUGGCUGUCCAGAUUACUUCGUACCUGGAAAUCGCAGAUCUCUUCAUCCUACAGAGUGUCUGCAAACGCUGGAAGUCCCUCCUCACAAACCGCCUAGUCCGCGACUCAGUCCUCAACUGGCGCUAUGGACCAGGCACCGUGGACACAUCCUCGAACCUAGCGUUCCUCCAGUUCGCCAGAGACCGGGUCAUGCUGGAGCGUGGCCAGCCAGUCUCCCAGAGCCACUUCUCCUGGCAGUUGCAGACUUACCAGAUCAGUAUGAAUCCCAUGGACUACUGCAGCGGUAGAUACGCGUGGGUUGAAAUGGACACGUUCGUGUUUGUGCGUCAUCUGCGCUCCGGGGUCUUGCAGCGCUUCUGUACCGAGAACCGGGAUAUUUUUGAUAAUGUCCGUAUCACGGAUCAGAUUGUUGCUGCGCUUUCUCGUCGCGGGACCUGCCACGUCUGGCACCUCCACGCCAACACAGAAGGCGUCUUCCACCUCCCCUCCGCCAACUUCAACAAGUUCGUCGCCAACGGCACAAAAGUCGCCUUCGGCUUCCGCGAAAACGUCCUUCAAUGGGACCUCUCCACCCAAACCACCCACGCUAUCCGCGUCCCCACAGGACUGCACCUCAUCAUCCUGCACCCAACCCUCGACCGCCUCGCCACAGUGCACAUCUCCAACCGCGACACGGGCCGUUUCGCAGGAUCUAUCCCCACAGACCGUGCUGUCUUCACGAUGCGCCGGUUCUACCGCAACGGAAGCACGGGUGCGUUCCUGGACGAGGAACCCGACAUCCUCCCGCUACCUAGCGACAUCGGCCCUGGCGGGAACUUCUACGAAGACCUCACGGACCGUAAGGCGCGCUGUAACCACCGUCUUGGCUCGUUGCAUAUAAAUUGGCAUAAUAACCGCGAUCUAACAGAAGCGCUCAUUCUAACUGCUGACCCGCGCACGUUCCAAAUCUACAUGCAUCGCACGCACCAGGGGAGUAUCCAUAACGUUGGACUGUCUAUGGCGGCUAUCGCGCCGGAUUUACUGUACUAUAUCAGAAAGGCAGAUGGAGAUCCGACCAUUUGGAUUUCAAACCCGCGCGCGAAACGGGCGCAUCGGCCUUCUCCGAUGCUGAGUCGGGAGUUGUUGAGGAAAGGGGUGAAAUGGGAGGAGUUUGAUCGUAAGUUUUUGAUUCUGGGGGAUGAGUGUUCGGUGCUGCUUGUUGAUGCGAGUGGGUUGAGGGUUUGGUCUUUUGAUCGGGAGGAGCAAGCUAUGGGGGCGAUUCCCAUUUCUUGA
Aspergillus chevalieri is the source of this 1464-nucleotide messenger RNA. RefSeq names its product F-box domain protein. Lineage: Eukaryota; Fungi; Ascomycota; Eurotiomycetes; Eurotiales; Aspergillaceae. Bases 1 to 1464 code for a protein of 487 amino acids. The transcript has 4 exons. Gene Ontology annotation, molecular function: protein binding. The record is from RefSeq and is a predicted model, not a curated record.